Diabrotica virgifera virgifera (western corn rootworm) is the source of this 792-nucleotide messenger RNA. Its product is annotated as cuticle protein 21-like. The record is from RefSeq and is a predicted model, not a curated record. NCBI's taxonomy places the organism in Eukaryota, Metazoa, Arthropoda, Insecta, Coleoptera, Chrysomelidae. The transcript has 2 exons. Gene Ontology annotation, cellular component: extracellular matrix. Bases 40 to 732 code for a protein of 230 amino acids.
GAAAGCAGUAUCAGUUUGAUCGAUCAUUUUGGUGUAAAAAUGUUUACUAAGAUUAUAAUUUCUAUUGCCUCCCUUUGCCUCGUUCAGGCUGCUGUCCAACCAGUAGUCCAACGAACCCCACCAGUAGUCGCAGCAGUUCCUGCAGAAAACCCCGAAUACUCCUUUGCCUACGAUGUCCAAGAUACCUUAACCGGUGAUUCGAAGAGACAAACUGAAAACCGCAACGGAGAUGUCGUUACUGGUGAAUACAGUCUGAACGAUCCAGACGGUACCAGAAGAAUCGUACAAUACAGAGCAGACCCCAUAAAUGGGUUCGUAGCUGUCGUCAGAAAAGAACCACUUCUAGCACCACUAGUACAACCAGCUGUAGGUGUAGUUCAACAACCCUCUGUAGAUAGCGUAGCCAUAGAAGCAGCAGAUUUGGAACCCAUAGUAGCUGCCGAGCCACAACGUUAUGUUGCCAGACAACGGCAAGUUAGACCUAACAACGAAGACUUCGAAAGCAGGAGGGAACCUUUGGAUCCCAAAAGAGCUCAACCUAAAAACACCAAGCCUGCUAAGUUGGAAUUGGCUGACGAACAACCACAAAGUUUCCCAGUUGCACCUGCUGCACCGGUUCCAGUAGCUCAAUUUGCUCCAAACGUCUUUAGUGCUCCCUACGUGUCUGCUCCAGUCGUAUCCUUCCCUAGAUAUUCAGCUCCGUUCACUUACAGUACUGUGACUGUAUUCUAAUUAUAAUGUAUUUAUUGAAGCAACUACAAAUUCUACAAUAAAGAUUUUAAAAUAUGUUGA